AUGGAGGAGAACAAGCGCAACACGCUCAACAACCUCAACACAAAGAUCCCAGACAUUAAGAAGACGCUGGACAUGUGCAGGUUUCUCAAGAAUCGCAAGGAACACGACGAAGAGACCGUUGACGUGAACUACGAGCUCAACGAUACCGUGUACUCUACGGCAGAAAUCAACGUGAAGGAGCUGGAUUCUGUCUCGCUCUGGCUCGGAGCAGAUAUCAUGAUGGAGUAUCCUAUUGACGAGGCUAUUGAGAUGCUGGAAAAACGGCUCCAGGGCGCGCUCGAUAACAAGGCCGUCACCUUGGAAGACCUGGAGUAUUUGCGCUCAAACAUCACCACAAUGGAGGUCAACACGGCGCGGGUCGUUCGCACCGGCGUGUCUUCUCUGUCGUCGGACGAGUCUGGCGAGUCCUCGUCUUCCGCGCCGUCUGCGUUGUUGACCAUGUCGCGAAUGCGCCUAUCGAGCGGGCGCUGCUGGCUUUUGGAGGCGAGUUUGGUGUAUACGAGCUCCACGACUCUCAAUCUGGAAUUGAGGCCUGGCAGGAGCCCGUUGAAGAAAAGCGACCCGAUGAAAUACCCCAAAAGGCUGGGGAUCACCGAGUUGAUGAGGCCCUCGCUCAAAGCCAGCUGCAGAGCCACCAGCGACGUGAGGAAGUCGUUUGUGAACACCAGCUUGAAGUCCUCGUUCGACUCGCGCAGUUUGAGUAGGCCCCCGAAAUUCAGCUCGAAUUUGUAUAGCACAGGCGUGAACUUCCAAUGA
Molecule: messenger RNA, 756 nt
Organism: Ogataea haglerorum
Lineage: Eukaryota; Fungi; Ascomycota; Pichiomycetes; Pichiales; Pichiaceae
Exons: 2
Coding region: 1-756 (251 amino acids)
Biological process (GO): protein folding; microtubule-based process; tubulin complex assembly
Cellular component (GO): cytoplasm; prefoldin complex
Molecular function (GO): tubulin binding
Source: RefSeq, a predicted model, not a curated record